UCGCGCUCUGUCUACAUCUUCUGCCGUUUCAGUGCAUCCCCUCGUUCUUUCUCCCCCUUCUGUCACCUCUCGUCUCCGCGCUCAUCCUCCCCUACCCAUCUCCCUUUAAUUGCUCGCAUCCUCUUUCCCAUCUCUCCGUUUCUCAUUUUUGUAUCUCCCAAUCUCAUCACCCGCAUCCCUCUCCUCGUCCUUUCCUCGUUUGCCGGAUCCCGAAAGCAGACCUCUCUCGUUCUCGCUCCCCUACUCUCUCUCCUUCCCUCCCCUCCCUCUUUACGUCCCCCCUCCCUCCAUACUCGUUUUCUUCAAUGCUUAAGUCAGUCAAAGGAGAUACAGAGAAGAAAAGAGAGGCGAACGGCGGGCUCUGAGAGAGAGAAAGAGAGAAGGAGAGAAGGAGAAAAGCUGGAGGGAGAGAGGGGAGAGGGGGGAACGGGGGUUUGGAUACAUCUCCACCUGACUUCUCUCUGCCAUGGACUGCCUCUGCAUAGUGACCACAAAGAAAUAUAGGUAUCAAGAUGAAGAGACUCCGCCCUUGGAGCAUAGCCCCGCCCACCUGGCUCACAGUAAAAGCGCCGAGAUGCUUCACAUGAGCGAUAAGAACCUGGCCGCCAUGGACACCAUGCACAGUUACGCGCCCCACACACACAUCUCGCCUAUAAAGCCAGUGUUGCUGUCAUCUGGUCAAACCCCUCUGUACACCUCUGCUGUCUCCACACUGGGAAACUCUCCACCCGUAGUGGUGAACACAGACACACUGGAUGGCUCACCUUAUGUAAAUGGAGCAGAAGGGGAGAUUGAAUAUGAAGAGAUUACGUUGGAAAGGGGGAAUUCUGGUCUGGGCUUCAGUAUUGCUGGAGGGAUUGAUAACCCUCAUGUAGGCGACGACCCCAGCAUCUUCAUCACCAAGAUCAUUCCAGGAGGGGCCGCCGCACAGGACGGCAGACUCAGAGUGAAUGACAGCAUUCUGUUUGUGAAUGAUGUUGAUGUUCGGGAGGUGACACACAGUCAGGCCGUGGAGGCUCUCAAGGAAGCGGGGGCCAUCGUCCGACUCUACGUCCUGCGCCGUAAACCCAUCGCGGAGAAAAUCACCGAAAUGAAACUCAUCAAAGGGCCAAAAGGUCUGGGUUUUAGUAUAGCGGGUGGUGUAGGUAACCAGCACAUCCCCGGAGACAACAGCAUUUAUGUCACAAAGAUCAUCGAGGGAGGGGCAGCGCAUAAAGACGGACGACUACAGAUCGGAGAUAAAAUACUUGCGGUGAAUAAUGUGUGUUUGGAGGACGUGAUGCAUGAAGAUGCCGUGGGGGCGCUGAAGAACACGGCAGAGGUGGUCUACCUCAGAGUGGCUAAGCCAAACAACCUGUAUCUCACCAACAACUAUAACCCACCAGACCUCACAAGCACGUAUUCUCCGCACUUGGACUCAGACCUUGGACAUCCAAACUACCUGGGCUCGGAUUACCCACAAGCCCUCACUCCCACCUCACCAAGCCGCUUCUCUCCUGUCCUGCACAGCAUCAUGGGAGAUGAUGACUUACCCAGGGAUCCGAGGCGCGUUGUGAUCCACAGAGGAUCGACGGGUUUGGGCUUUAAUAUAGUCGGAGGAGAGGAUGGUGAGGGAAUCUUCAUCUCUUUCAUCCUGGCAGGGGGUCCUGCAGAUCUGAGCGGUGAACUCCGCAAGGGAGAUCAGAUCCUGAGCGUGAAUGGUGUGGAUCUGCGAGCAGCUACACACGAACAAGCGGCGGCUGCGUUAAAGAACGCAGGACAAACUGUGACCAUCAUCGCCCAGUACAGACCGGAAGAGUACAGUCGAUUUGAAGCAAAGAUUCAUGACCUCAGAGAGCAGUUGAUGAACAGCAGUAUGGGCUCAGGAACCACAACAUUACGCAGUAACCCCAAAAGAGGACUUUACAUCAGGGCUCUGUUCGACUAUGAUAAGACAGCAGACUGCGGGUUUUUGAGUCAGGCCGUGGGCUUUAAGUUUGGAGAUGUGCUUCAUGUUCUGGAUUGUGGUGAUGAGGAGUGGUGGCAGGCCUGCAGAUUCGGCCCACAGGGGGAGGAGGAGGAGGUCGGCUUCAUCCCCAGCAAGAGGAGAGUCGAGAGGAAAGAGUGGUCACGUUUGAAGUCAAAAGAAAGGGACCGAACUCGAGACAGUACACUAUCACAGGGACGAGAAGAGCCAGUACGGAGUUACGAGACAGUCGCACAAGUUGAAGUGCACUACGCGAGGCCGAUCAUUAUUCUGGGCCCCGUGAAGGACCGAGUGAACGACGACCUGCUGUCUGAAUUCCCAGACAAGUUUGGAUCUUGUGUCCCUCAUACGACGAGACCGAAGCGCGAGUAUGAGGUGGAUGGGCGCGACUACCACUUUGUGUCGUCUCGAGAACAGAUGGAGAAAGACAUUCAGAACCAUCGCUUCAUCGAGGCGGGCCAGUACAACAGUCACCUGUACGGUACCAGCGUUCAGAGCGUGCGAGAGGUGGCCGAACAGCAGGGGAAACACUGCAUUCUGGAUGUGUCCGCCAACGCUGUUCGUAGGCUACAGGCGGCACAGCUUCAUCCAAUCGCCAUCUUCGUUCGGCCUAAAUCACUGGAGAACGUCCUAGAGAUCAACACCCGUCUGACUGAAGAACAGGCCAGGAAAGGAAUGGACCGCGCUAUUAAACUGGAGCAAGAUUUCCUCGAGUGCUUUUCUGCCAUCGUGGAGGGCGACAGUUUCGAGGAGGUUUAUCACAAGGUUAAAACUGUGAUCGAGGAGCAGUCAGGGCCUUAUAUCUGGAUUCCCACCAGGGAGCGUCUGUGAGCACCUCACUCAGUCACCGUUUGGCCUACCCGUCCUGAACUUCUGAGCUGCGUCUCGUCGAGCUCACGAGAAACAGACAGAGAGCGCGAAAGAGAAGAUGACGUCACGGAGGCACCCGGAAACGGCGGCGCGACACAGGAGCGGAGCGACACAGGAGCCGUCCGCACCGCACCCGCCUCAUUUCCUCUUCUGGCUUUCUGACUUCCUGUUUCCGCUUGAAACUUCCUUCUUCUGUCUUUCUCUUUCUCUGUUUCUCUCUGAAUAACGUCCUCCUCCACAGGACUGGUGAGCUGUUUUUACCCUCACGAACAGGGACAUUUUGUAUAUUGUCGGAUUCCCUCUCCGGCUGCAAACAGUGAGACGGGCGACCGCCUUGGCUUAUACCGGAACGAGACGUCCGAGAGCUCUUCGCCAGCUCGUUUCACACACCUAACGCUGAAUGGAACUGAAUUAUUAUCAAAGUAUAUUUAUCGGUAUCAAUAAUGCUCUGAAAACCUUCAAUAUCAAAGAUGUUGUGACUCCUCAGAGACCGGCUUUCACUCGGUCGCGCACACAGAUAUCCGCUACAAGGGCAUUUGAUUCCUUUCAGACAUUUUUUAGCGCUUGGUUUGUGCUUCCUGACAUCCAGGAGGUGCCGGGACGAUUGCCUCAGUCCUUCGAAUGUUCCCCUCACAUAGUUUGCAGCUCAUCGCAGUGAACGGAUAUUAAAGAGAGACCACGCAGAGUGUGAUUUGUAUCCUGCACGACACGCGCUUGAUAUUCUGGGUUAGGUUUUGUGGUUUGUUUCUCGGGUUCAUAUGUAAACGAUGCACAUUUAGACACAUUCAAACACACAAACACAUCUUCUCGCGGUGGCCAGAUUGACGAUUUCCUUCCACAUGAAAUUCAUUCAGAUUUCCGAGCGACUCCGGGGUGCUCUUUAAUGUGCAAUAUCGUUAGCGUUUGUUCUUCCAUAACCUCUCACGAUGGGAAGCGUUUUAAUUUGAGCUUGAAUCAAUCACGUCAGAUUUAUGUCGACGAUGGCUGUGUUCACAUUGCCAAACUGCCCAAUUGCUACUCGAAUCAGAUUUUUUUGGUGAGGUUGUUUAUGACUUUUUCAUCCGAGUUUUUUUGUUUAGAUGUUUAUUCGUAUAAAUAUAACUGGAGAUAUUACAAACCACUGGUCGGUUCUGAUGUUCACACAGUGAAUCCAAUAAGAAGGAAAAAUCACAUACUGUAUGAGAUCUCUUUAAUAUCGCGAUUAUUUCUAAUAGACAUCAAUGAGAUUAAAUGGAGAGCAAAUGGAAACUUUUGCUUAAGUUUCAUGUGCGUCUCAGAUAUUUCUCUUGAGAAAAAUAGUCCGAAAUCUCACAAAUGUCUCAUUGGGGUUCGAGAAGACAUGUCGACAAUGAGCUCAGAUUUGUCAAGCCUGCGAUCAAAAGUCAACAUUAUUGAAGAUCAUUUCUCAUCAAAUUUACCCAAGUCCAGAUGAUUUGACCUCUAAAAUCCACGUUCGUUUCACUCCUCAUGGAUUUCUCUCAUUUCUCAUUUUCUGUUUGCAUCCAAGCAAUCUUAAGAGAAACGUCUGAGACUUCAAUGAAACGCAACUCAGAACUCCGUCCGAUCUCGUGAGCUAUAAAAGAGCAACAUCUGAGCAAUAACAAAUUCUCCUCUUGGAUGUUUUCUUUUCGCAGUUUGCCCCUGUUGCUAGAUGUCGUAAAAACAUCAUGAUGGGGCAGAAAUGCAUGUGUCGUGUCCAAAUAAACCUGUAUGCAUGCAUUUGAAUCAUAUAAAUUGCAUUUCAGUACAUUAUAAACAAUUCUUUCAUAGUGCCUGAUUUUUGAAGGGCUCUCAAAGGGUGACACGCGUUUGUUUUCCUUUCCGCUGCCUUCGAAGGGCAGGUAGAUAUCAGUGGUCAGUCACAUGGCUCAAGUGAUUGGCUCUUCUGUACCUCAAAGAUGGACGCCGUUUGCUCCGUCGUACAGAAAAAAUCUGAUUUGGGUCACAUUCGGUUGCCGUGUGAACAUAGCCAGGGCCGUGCACAGACAUUCUGAUGGGCAGUGGCCGAAACAACAAAAAAGGCGCUAAGGGUUGGGACAGGAGAAGACGGCACACGCUCUUAGAAAUGUCUUUCUACCUAUCACACUCAGUAAAUAUGUAAAUCUGUAUUUUAUGCUGUCCUAUGUUAAGGCACAACUCUUUUAAAACAUUUGUUGAAAUUUCAAACAAUUUUUGACAUUAUUUGCAGUGCAAAAGUGUCUUGAAUGAAUGCUUGCCCGGAGGUGGGGUGGGCUUUAGAGGGGGCAGUGGCUCUAGCCACCGGGCCACCCCCCUGUGAACGGCCCUGAACAUAGCCUUAAUGCCCAUUAAAACACACAGGUACACGAGUCCUAUCUGGAAAAUGUACGAUGGGUUUUAUACUAGAGUAUAUAUGAGAUUGACUAUUGGAAUCAAUCCAGUGCGGCUGUGUGGAUGUAUCGGUGCACGUUAGUGACAUCAUGACACCAGGUGAUUGACAGGUCGGUUAUCCAGACGGCUGUUUUUUUAUUGGAAUAUGAUUGUGGGUUCGAUCGGCUAGAGAAGAAUCAGCUUAGCCAUUCGCCUCCAACUAUCUUUACCCGUUUCUGAGCUAAUUUUACCCAGAGUUCUGUGAGGGCGAGCUCACUUUCGCCCUGGAUGACAUGAGAAUGACAGAAUGAUAAAUUGGCUUUUUUGCCCUUUUGUGUGGUGACAUGUGACGCAGUAGAAAUCGAUCCAGCGCUCGCGAGGACGGAAGUGACCUACAGCUGACGCCUUCAGUGUGAUUUCAUGUAAAUCAAUGCCAUGAACUGUGAUGGUUUUACCACGGUGAUUUAUUGACCGAGACGUAUAAAAACAGGCACAAUAUUUGUGUGUGCGCGUGUCAGGAUAAAAAGAUAAAAGGAAAAACAUUUGCACUUAUUAACGGAGAGAUUUCAUGAGAAUUGAUGAACAUGAAAACAGGACUAGAGAGAUCUGGUGACCUUUUUUUUACUUUCACUAUUUCUGUUUUGGAUUUUUGCGUUUGACUUUCGAUAUUAAGUGUAAUUGGAGUGCAGUGACAGUUUUUUUAUUUAUGGAUUUUAUAUCGUUUGUUUAUUCAGUUGUUUACGGCUUUGUUUACAUCAGGGUUUUGUGCGAAGACUUUUGCUGUGGUUUCCAAAGUGGGCCUGCACACAAUCAAAUGCGAUCGACUGAAAAUUAAAAAUGACUGUGAAAUAAUUUUUAAAAAAGGUGAAACCUGCACGCAGUUCACACACUGAUAUUUUAAACAUAACCCAUAAAUUUCCAAAGUCAUAGUAUUAUUGGCUACAUGAAACAAGACAAAUAAGAACAUAUUAUCUUGCAUUCUGUACGAGCUCCACGCACGCACGCACGCACGCACGCACACACACACACACACACACAAUGUAUUACCAAGAAAAAUAUAUGACUUCACUUACUAGAAUGAAUUAUAAGUUGAUGCUUAUUUAUUUAUUUAUUUAUUUGAAAGGAUCAAAUGUAUUUUAUCAAUUUGUAUUUGCCAUAACAUAUUAUUCUAACUAUCCUGAACAGAUUGAAAAUAUUGCUUUUAUUUUAAAAAAGAUUAACUAUGAAAAUACAACAACGCCAUCUAAUGCAAAAGUAUAUUUAAAUGAUUUAUCUUAAAAGAGAGAUUUACCAAUGACAGUAUAAAAAUGUUGAAUUUCAGUGAGAUGCUUGUUGUAAAUUAGCUACAAAAAUAAUAAACUACUUAUGUUAAAGAGUGUUCUGUAG
Triplophysa rosa is the source of this 6550-nucleotide messenger RNA. It is a transcript of the gene dlg4a, whose product is annotated as disks large homolog 4. Lineage: Eukaryota; Metazoa; Chordata; Actinopteri; Cypriniformes; Nemacheilidae. Gene Ontology annotation, cellular component: postsynaptic density membrane; neuromuscular junction; neuron projection. Gene Ontology annotation, biological process: chemical synaptic transmission; AMPA glutamate receptor clustering; postsynaptic neurotransmitter receptor diffusion trapping. The record is from RefSeq and is a predicted model, not a curated record. Gene Ontology annotation, molecular function: kinase binding. The transcript has 22 exons. Bases 467 to 2797 code for a protein of 776 amino acids.